AUGGACCAGGAACUCGCAGUUGCAGGAAGCCCUGCACCUACGCGACGGGAGAAGGGUAUCAAAACAUGCGUAAAGGCAGAUAUCCAGUGUACAGCUGCUGAUCUGGUGCUUGGCACUACAUUACGACUGCCUGGUGAAUUCUUCAUGCCACGCAUCAUGGAUUCCAUUGGAAUACAGGACUACAUGCAACGUUUGUCUACGUUUAUGCAAUCCUUGUCUCCGGCACAAACUCGAAUACAGCAACGGAAAGUGUUCAUACCCACUGACCUGUUCGCACGUAUUCAUUCGAAUUGA
Echinostoma caproni is the source of this 294-nucleotide messenger RNA. The record is from the annotation of a GenBank genome assembly. Lineage: Eukaryota; Metazoa; Platyhelminthes; Trematoda; Plagiorchiida; Echinostomatidae.